Messenger RNA from Halichondria panicea, 3120 nucleotides. RefSeq lists its product as uncharacterized. The record is from RefSeq and is a predicted model, not a curated record. Bases 35 to 2908 code for a protein of 957 amino acids. Lineage: Eukaryota; Metazoa; Porifera; Demospongiae; Suberitida; Halichondriidae. The transcript is spliced from 21 exons.
GUACCAAAUCCACAUGGUGUGACAGCUAAACAAAAUGAUGCCAGGUUCAAAGAUAGUUCUUCCAAGCUCUAAUGUUGAUGAUUAUACUGCAAUAGAUCUUCAUAGCACGGUGUCACGUAUUUUAAACCCUACAAAUGCAAAGGGUGGCAAAGAAAUCUACAAGAGUGAGAAUUGUCCGAGUUGGUGGCCGAAUGAUGUGCUGUUUUCUCCUGUGUUAGUGCCAGUUGUACACCUGAGAAAGAUUUUGGCAGCUUUUCUGGAGAAAUGUCCUGAGCAGUACACAAUAUUAUCUCUAGUUGAUCAGCAAAACUCUGCCUCGGCAGUUGAAACUGAUCAACCAGAAGACCCUGCAGUUGGUACAAGGAUGACAAAGAUGGUUCUUCCAAGCUCUGAUGCUGAAGAAUAUUCUGGAAAUAUUCUCCGUGACACAUUUUCACGUAUUGUGAACCCUAAAGGUUUGAAAAGCGUAAGCUUCCACAGUAGUGAAAAUUGUCCAAGUUGGUGGCCAAAAGAUGUGGCGUUUUGUAUUCUGUCAGGGCCAAAGGCUACCAUGAAUGGUAUCACUGCUGAACACCAGAAAAAAGUAUUGGCAGCUUUCCUGGAGAAAUGUCCGGAGCAGUACACAAUAUCACCUGGGAAAUUGUUACUCAAUCCCCCCUCUUCCCCACUCGUUGGUGAUAAUCAACCAGUAAGAGAAGUCAGCCCACAAAGUUCCUCUGAAAGUGAUCAAGAAGAGCCUGUAGGAAUGAACCAAACACCACCUACUGGAACUAAUCGUACCCGAUCAGUUGGAGCUACAAUCAGCACUGCUGCACAACAUGCAAGCCCAAAGCUUAUCCUACCCAGCUCUUGUGCAAAUUACUAUGAUCAACCUGCUCUCAUUUUGCUAAUUCGAAAGAUUUUGAAUCCCCUGCAGCUGCAGGGAAGAAAAUUCACGUACUUCCAUGCUAAUUGUCCCAGCUGGUGGCCGACUGAUGUACCAUUCAUUAAGGCGGAAGAUAUGAAAUCUGAAAUCAGGAGAAAAGUACUGACAGCUUUUAUGAAGAAAUGCCCUGACCAGUACACAAUAUCACCUCCAGUUGAUGAGCAAAACUCUGCCUCAACAGUUGAAACUGACCAACCAGAAGACCCUGCAGUUGGUACAAAGAGAGCCACGAUGAUGUCGGCAUGCUCAAAGAUAGUUCUUCCAAGCUCUAAUGCUGAGGAAUAUUCUACAAUCAUUAUUCGUGGCAUCAUUUCGCGUAUUGUGAACCCUAAAGGUUGGGUUAGCAGAAAUAUCUACGCGAGUGACAAUCGACCAAGUUGGUGGCCAAAAGAUGUGGCGUUUACUUCUCCAACAGGGCCCAAGGCUGUCGCCAAUGGCAUCACUACUGCACCCCUGAGAAAGGUAUUGGCAGCUUUCUUUGAGAAAUGUCCUGAGCAGUACACAAUAUCACCUCCAGUUGAUCAACAAAACUCUUCCUCGACAGUUGAAACUGACCAACCGGAAUUCCCUGCAGUUGGUAGAAAGAGACCCAGGAUAAUGCCAGGCUCAAAGAUAGUUCUUCCAAGCUCUAAUGUUUAUGAAUAUUCUGGAAACAUUCUUCAGAGCUUAAUAUCACGUAUUGCAAACUCUAAAGGUGUGAUUCUAUUUAGCUACAGUCUGAAUUCUGAAUUUCUUGUAGGUUGGACGGGCAGAAAUGUCUACACAAGUGGUAAUCGUCCAAGUUGGUGGCCAAAAGAUGUGGCGUUUGCUUCUAUGACAGGGCGCAGAUCUAUUGCCACUGCUAUACACCAGAGAAAGGUAUUGGCAGCUUUCCUGGAGAAAUGUCCUGAGCAGUACACAAUAUCACCUCCAGUUGAUCAACAAAACUCUGCCUCGACAGUUGAAACUGACCAACCGGAAUACCCUGCAGUUGGUACAAAGAGACCCAGGAUAAUGCCAGGCUCAAAGAUAGUUCUUCCAAGCUCUGAUGUUUAUGAAUAUUCUGGAAACAUUCUUCAGAGCUUAAUGUCACGUAUUGCAAACUCUAAAGGUUGGACGGGCAGAAAUGUCUACACAAGUGGUAAUCGUCCAAGUUGGUGGCCAAAAGAUGUGGCGUUUGCUUCUAUGACAGGGCACAGACCUAUUGCCACUGCUAUACACCAGAGAAAGGUACUGGCAGCUUUCCUGGAGAAAUGUCCUGAGCGGUACACAAUAUCACCCGGGGCCUGGCUACUCAAUCCCACCUCUUCCCCACUCGUUGGUGAUAAGCAACCAGUAAGAGAAGUCGUCAGCCCACAAAGUUUCUCCGAAAGUGAUCAAGAAGAGCCUGUAGGAAUGAACCAAACACCACCUACUGGAGCUAAUCGUACUCAAUCAGUUGGAGCCACAAUCAGCACUGCUGCACAACAUGCAAGCCUAAAGCUUAUCCUACCCAGCUCGUGUGCAAAUGACUACUCUCAACCUAGUCUCAUUUCGCUAAUUCGAAAGAUUUUAAACCCCCAACGGCGACACUUCAUAUACUCUAGUGCUAAUUGUCCCAGCUGGUGGCCGACUGAUAUACCAUUCAUUAGGGCGGAAGAUAUGGAAGCUAAGGACAGGACAAAAGUACUGACAGCUUUCCUGGAGAAAUGUCCUGACCAGUACACAAUAUCACCUGCAGUUGAUCAGCAAAACUCUGCCUCGAUAGUUGAAACUUACCAAUCUGAAGACACCAUCGUUGAUGUACAAAUGAAUGCAAAUGAAUCUGAUGUUGAAUCUGAUGCUAGCAUACCAAGUGACCCCGAAGACCUGGUGAAUAGUCUAGAGCAGCACCUUCUGGAUUCUAGGAAAAGAAGGCUCGAGGCUGAGAGGAAAGUUGAGGAGCUGACGGAAGAAGUCAAACAUCUCAGAGAAGAAAGGAAGUAUAUAGGUUCUAUUGUGAAACGAUCACGACUCCAUCACUAGCACUAGUGUUUAGUCCCUCAUACCUAACUGUCCAUUAAUUUUGUAACAUCAAGAUCACAUUUUGGUCACCUUCCUGGUCAUUCAUCCAUGGUGGAUUAAGUUUUCACAUUUCUAGCUAAAAUAGUUUGUUGUAUUCUCCAGCAUUGCUCACUCUCAUUCUUGUAUGUACAUUUGACAUCGAUAAAUUGCAAAUGACAUAUAAUUAGCAAUAA